Cannabis sativa is the source of this 972-nucleotide messenger RNA. RefSeq lists its product as uncharacterized. NCBI's taxonomy places the organism in Eukaryota, Viridiplantae, Streptophyta, Magnoliopsida, Rosales, Cannabaceae. The transcript has 3 exons. Gene Ontology annotation, biological process: DNA integration. Bases 1 to 972 code for a protein of 323 amino acids. Gene Ontology annotation, molecular function: nucleic acid binding; RNA-DNA hybrid ribonuclease activity. The record is from RefSeq and is a predicted model, not a curated record.
AUGGUGCAUCCAACGAGCAGGGCUCGGGUAAUAUUAAUUUCACCAGAAGGCUUUAAGUUUCAUUAUGCUUUGAGAUUUCAAUUUGACGCGUUAAACAAUGAGGAUGAGUAUGAAGCCUUGAUUGCCGGCUUGAGGAUAGCCGAGGCGUUGAAAGUAAAAAAUCUCAUCUACCAUAGUGACUCACAACUGAUUGUAAAUCAGGUUCUCGGGGAAUACCAGGCCAAGGGCCUGAAGAUUGUUAAGUAUCUACAAAAGAAGCAAACAAGAUCAUUAGAGAAAUUCAUGAAAGCUUUUGUGGGGAUCAUGCAAGUUGACACAGCCUAUCUAAAAAGAUCAUUAGACAAGGAUAUUACUUGCCAACGAUCAAUAAGGACACCCAUGAGUUUGUCAAAAAUGUGUGAUAAGUGUCAGAGGUUUUCACAUAUACCUCGGGUACCGCCAACGGAACUAAGGAUGAUGACCUCGCCUUACCCAUUUUCCAUAUGGGGGAUUGAUCUAAUUGGGGCAUUACCCACAGGGCGAGGAGGAGCCAAGUACGUAGUGGUAGCAGUUGAUUUCUUCACUAAAUGGACUGAGGUCAAACCUCUUGUUUCCAUAACCUGCAAGAAAGUCCUCGACUUCGUUGUCAAGAAUAUUGUCUGUAGGUUUGGAAUUCCCAUGAAGAUAGUAUCCGAUAAUAGAACCGAGUUUGAUGGCGUCGUGUCCACUCAGUUCUGUGAAAGGAACAAAAUAAUUAAAAGCUUAUCGUCAGUAUCCAUACUUCAGGCGAAUGGACAAGUGGAAGCUGUUAAUAAAACCUUGAAAGAUACUAUCAAGAAGAAGCUAGAUGCUGCCAAAGGCAAGUGGGUCGACGAGCUACCUCAAGUACUAUGGGCUCACAAAACUACUGAAAAAACAGCAAUGGGACACACUCCCUUCUCGAUAGCAUUUGACUUGAAACUUUUUGUUAAUCAUUUCUCAUUCCCAGUUUGA